Messenger RNA from Elephantulus edwardii (Cape elephant shrew), 2526 nucleotides. RefSeq names its product prominin 2 (gene PROM2). The record is from RefSeq and is a predicted model, not a curated record. Gene Ontology annotation, cellular component: cilium; apical plasma membrane; cell surface. Lineage: Eukaryota; Metazoa; Chordata; Mammalia; Macroscelidea; Macroscelididae. The transcript has 24 exons. The coding region runs from base 1 to 2526 and encodes 841 amino acids. Gene Ontology annotation, molecular function: cholesterol binding.
AUGAAGGGCCAGGCAGCUCCGCUGCCGCUGCAGCCCCGGCCCUCGCCCGCCAAGGGCCCUCUCGUGGCCCUCCUGGGUCUGAGCCUGGGGCUGGCCCUGUCUCAGCCCGAGCCUGUGGCCAUGGACUGCAGAUCCCUUGGCCCGGUGGAACGCCUGACGUUCACGCCCGUAGCCAGGACCUGGUGGCUGGAGCCUCGAGUGCGUGCUCAGGGGCCGCUGGACUUGCUGUAUGGCACUGUGCACAGCUUUCUGUCCUUGGUGCAGUUCAACGCCUUUCCGGCUGAACUAGUAAAGGCUCUGCUGAACAAGUCCGCUGCCUGGAAGGUGGAUGAGAUGUUGCUGUAUGAGGCAGGCUACGUGGUGUGUGCGGUGAUCGCAGCCCUCUACCUCCUGGCGGUGCCAGCCACCGGACUCUGCUUCUGCUGUUGUUGUCGCAGACGCUGCGGCGGCCGCGUGAAGACGGAGCACAAGGCCAUGGCCUGUGAGCGAGGCACCCUCAUGGCCUGCCUGCUACUGACCACUCUCGUGCUGCUGAUUGGCGUGGUCUGCGCCUUUGCCACCAACCAACGUGUGCACGAAGCCACACCCCCCAGCGUUGAGGCUGUGACUGAGACCCUGCUCAGCCUCCGGGGCCUGGUCUCUGACGUCCCCCAGGAGCUGCACGCUGUGGCGCAGCAGUUGUCCCUCCCUCAGGAGCGAAUCUUGCAGGAACUGGAUGGGGUGGGCAUGAGCAUCGGGAGAACCAUCUGUGCCCAGCUCGGAAGCACCGUGUACCCAGUGCUGGCCUUAGUGCUUGGUGUGGGCCAGGCCCUACAGGUCUCCCUGGACUACCUUCGAGUCCUGAACGCCACCUUGCAGGAGCUGCAAGAAGGACAGAGGCAGCUGGAGCCAGCUGUCAUGACACACCUGGAGCGCCUUGAGUCGCUACUGCAGGAGCCAGGAUGCCAGGGCUGCACUGGGGCCAUGAGCAGGGCCCGUGCCCUGCAGCUGGGCGCUGACUUCACACAGGUGCCCACAGUGGAUGAUGUCCUGCAUCGACUGAGGGAUGUUCCAGAGGCCAACUUCUCCAGCAUGGUCCAGGAGGAGAACAACACCUUCAACUCCCUCCCACUCCUGGCUGCCAUGCAGAUGGCCGACAUGAUCAAUGAACUGAAGAAGGAAGUGGCUCAGGAACCCGAGGGAAUAAGAACUCUGGCUGAAGGCUUCCCAGGCUUGGAGGCCACCUCUCGCUGGAGCCAGGCCCUGGAAGAUGCAGAGCAGAGUAGCCAUCCCUACCUGCAGGAGGUGCAGCGAUAUGAGAGAUACAGGUGGAUCGUGGGCUGUGUGCUGUGCUCCAUGGUCAUCCUUAUCGUGCUCUGUAACCUGCUGGGCCUCAACCUGGGCAUCUGGGGGCUGUCAGCCAGGGAGGACCCCAGCUACUCAGAGGCCAAGGGCAAGGCUGGAGCCCGCUUCCUCAUGAUGGGUGUGGGCUUCAGCUUCCUUUUUGCAGCACCCCUCAUUCUUCUAGUCUUCGCCACCUUCCUGAUCGGAGGCAAUAUGCAGACGCUGGUGUGCAGGAGCUGGAAGAAUGGGGAACUCUCCAAGUUUGUAGACACCCCAGGGAAUUUGCCCCCAUCCAUGAACCUGUCUGACCUCAUUGGUCUGAAAAAGAACGUCAGUAUCCUCAUGGCCUAUCAGCAGUGCAAGGAGGGAGCUGCACUGUGGAGUGUCCUGGAGCUCAAUGGUUCCUAUGAUGUGGAGAAGCAUCUGGAUAUGGACCAGUACACUGCCAAACUGCAGCAAGAAUUGCAGACUCUCAAGCUGAACAUGCGGGACCUGGACCUGCUGCACCCGGCAGCCCGCCGGGACCUGGAGACUCUGCAGAGCAGCGGGCUGGACAAGAUUCACUACGCAGACUUCCUCACUCAGAUCCAGAAGCCAGUAGUGAAAACAGACAUGGAGAAGCUGACUCAAGAGCUGGAGAAACUGGCCCAGGCCCAAGGCAGCUCUUCACUAAGGGAGGAGGCCCAAGCACUCAGAAGCCUCUAUCAGGAGAAGGUCAUCCCCCAGCAGAUCCUGGUGGCGAAGCUUAACCACAGUGUCUGGGCCCUGGCGUCCUCAGCCCCAAGACUCCAGCUUGAGGCAUCAGACAUCCUAGAAAAGGCCACUUACCUGAAAGCAGAGCUUCCUGCCUGGGCCAGCCACAUCCUGAAGAAUGAAACUGAGUGUUACUUGAGCAGGGAGAUGGACUACUUCUCCCAGUAUGUGGCCUGGGGGAGAGAGGAGGUGACCCAACGUAUUGCCACCUGCCGGCCCCUCUCUGCAGCUGUGGACAAUGGGCGUGUGACCCUGUGUGACAUGAUGGUUGACCCCUGGAAUGCCUUCUGGUUCUGCCUGGCCUGGUGCACCUUUCUCUUGAUCCCAAGCAUCAUCUUUGCUGUAAAGACCUCCAAAUACUUCCGACCCAUCCAGAAGCGUCUCAGCUCCACCAGCUCUGAGGAGACACAGCUCUUCCACAUCCCCCGCGUCACCUCCCUGAAGAUGUAG